Aspergillus nidulans FGSC A4 is the source of this 129-nucleotide messenger RNA. RefSeq lists its product as uncharacterized. Lineage: Eukaryota; Fungi; Ascomycota; Eurotiomycetes; Eurotiales; Aspergillaceae. The transcript has 2 exons. The coding region runs from base 1 to 129 and encodes 42 amino acids. The record is from RefSeq and is a predicted model, not a curated record.
AUGCACUCGGGUGACUCGGCUCAGCAUGAGCCAGGAGGCGCAUGCCGGUCAAUGCAGUCGAAGAAACACGAGGAUCUCAUUGAUCUCGAUAUGGCUGUCCCCAAGACCUGGUACCUCCUACCUCUCUAG